CUGUCAUCCGUCACGAUGCCGGUGAACGGUGGAGGCAGGUCGUCUUGUGCGAGCCGGGUAUCCUCAACCGCAGGGGGUUCCGGUUCGAUGCAGGGAACAAGAACUGGCGAGCAAACGGGUGAAUUAGAAUUACACUCGCAACGAACGUACAAGGAGACCUACAUCGGUCAGUUUCUCGGGGCGCUCAGCAGGUCCCAAUCCUUGGGGUCGCCCGAGACCACGGGAGUGAAAUUAGUGAGAACAACUUCAUCUACUUCGAACAGGUUCUUGAGCGUGUCAUCUUCUGGAAGACCCAGCAGAACUUCUUCAUUACUGACGAAGAACAGUCAAAAUCACCAUUGUGCUGUCCUUGGGGCUGAAACAAGCAAAGCCAAUGGGUCAAAAUCAAAAACAUCUGGCGAAGCUGUGCAGAACUACGCCAAUAGUACUGCACUUGUAUUGAAGGACUAUGCCGAGAAGGAGAAG
Molecule: messenger RNA, 465 nt
Organism: Amoebophrya sp. A120
Lineage: Eukaryota; Dinophyceae; Syndiniales; Amoebophryaceae
Source: the annotation of a GenBank genome assembly